Aegilops tauschii subsp. strangulata is the source of this 1313-nucleotide messenger RNA. RefSeq lists its product as uncharacterized. The record is from RefSeq and is a predicted model, not a curated record. Lineage: Eukaryota; Viridiplantae; Streptophyta; Magnoliopsida; Poales; Poaceae.
GUGCCUCGGAUGCAACUCACCCCUCGAAUACCAUCAUAUACUAGGUAAUUUCCGCAAAAAAAAAUCAUAUACUAGGUAAUUAGGUCUGCUUUUUUAAGGGCAAUACAGUUUUUUCUUGAGAAGAUAUUGAGUGAGGUCUGCUUUUUCUUUUCCUUUUUAGAUCAGGCAAAUCUACUAAUGGCAGCGUGGGCACACGGUGCUUUGGGGCGAACAUGUCCAAAGUUUCCCGAGCGGGGGACAACACCAUGAGGUCCAUGGUACAUGGUCCAAUGUCGUAGGGUCGACUGACCCAAACACACGUUCAUGGACUUGUCCUUCCGUUUGUUUCGAGCGGUCCACUGGCAUGUCGGCGGUCGGCUGCAGGAGCCAUCACCUUUUUUUUUUUGAAAACGCAGGAGCCAUCACCUUCUUUUGCCCGAUUCCGCCUGUCUAGACUCGUCAUCACGUCUUCUUUACUCACAAGUCACAACAACGACGAUAAUAACAGCUCAUUCAUUCGUUCGCGCUCGGCCGCCCCGCCACCGGCAAAAGCAAAGUCACACCACCGAGGCAGCCGAACCACACAUCACGCACGCCAACGUCCACGGUGACACACUCGCAGCAUCAAGAGACAGGGGCGAGACGUGCUCUCACUUGCGACGAGAGGCGAGACGUCGCGCGCGCCAGGGCGGUCACAGUGGAGGUGUGGAGCUGAGGCUGAGCAGAGCUAGCUAGUCAACGAUGGGCUUUAACCUGCUGGUGGCGUUCGCGGCGGCGAGGGGCUUCGUGCAGGUGUUCCACCUGUCGGCGCCCCCGCAGUCGCCACUCAACCUCUGGCUGCCGCUCGCCCGCCACCUGCCCGAGGCCUGUACUAUCCUCUACGGUGCGCUCGCCGCCCACCACGCAUGGCUGCGCCGCGCCUAUACCCGCGGCGGCACUGUCUGGAGCCGCCGCAGCCGCGACGACGUCGACGUCCUCCGUCAGGCGCUGCUCGACGUCUCCUACUGAUCUUUCGACGUGCAGCAGAGCGCCGCGGGGUAGUGUCGCUCUCGCUCGCUGCUUCUAGUGCUCUGUGGCUUACGAGUUAGGACGUUGUGUUUCUGUUUGUUCUCUUGGUUCCUUGUUCAUCUAUCUUUCCUGGGAAUUGCGUGAUCUGCAGUUGUAAAAUUGAUUUGUAAACGGAGAUGAAUUCUGCUGAGAAAUUUGGACAUUUGCCACUUUUAAUAAGUGGCUUCUCAAAAUUGCCACUUUCAAGAUUGGCUUCGCAAAAUUGCCACUCAGCUCGUCGACCACUUGAUUACCAUGCCAUUUCCUUUUCUUUUAUCUUUUCUCGU